GCGGAGAAGAACAACACACUUGACUCAUUUUCUUAUCGUUUAAACAAACACUGAAACGCCAUCAGUGAGAAUUGUGAAGUCUUUGUUUACUCCCUUAUCAUCAUAACAUGUUAUAGAGAUACCGGUAACAUGUAGGUACUCGUUUAUCUCGGCACGGCAGGUUUUAACCUAGAGGUGAGCGGCGUUACAUUUUGAAUGUGAAUUGACAAGUGUUUGUGCUGGAUCAGCUAACAAUUGUUCGACCAGAAGCUGCAACGUUUUAAAGUUGAGCCUAGUAUAGAUGUUUUCUUCUCGGGAGAUGGCAUCGUUAACAACCGCGGAGCCAGGUUUUAAUCCUGGGAUUAUGGGACUGGAAUCGGUAGUCCCAGCUAGCAUGUUUGCUCCAGCCCGCUGCUGCAGCGAUGAUGACGGGGCAGAGUGCUUUGAGGACGGGGACAUGUUCAACGGCGAGAUCGCGGAUCUCGGCAUAGACUUCUCUAGUAAGUUUGCUUUGGUCAGCCCCAAUGGGGAGCAGUAUGACUUGUUACUACGGCAACUCCGUGAGAGGAUGGAUGAGGGCUGUGGGGAGACCAUCUAUGUUGUUGGGGUGGGUUCAGAUGGAGGUGAUUAUGGUUUAAAUGAGAGUGAUAUGCAGGCCUCUGUGGCCACUAUAAAAUCCAUGAGUGAGCAGAUAGAGGCAGAUCUCAUCCUGCUGAGGGAGCGUGCUGAGGCUGGAGGACAGGUUAGAGAUUACCUGAUUCGCCGCCGGGUGGGAGAGGCAGACUUCCUGGAGGUUAGGGUGGCUGUAGUAGGGAAUGUAGAUGCUGGCAAGAGUACAUUACUUGGCGUGCUGACUCAUGGAGAGCUGGAUAAUGGUCGUGGAUUUGCACGACAGAAGCUGUUCAGACACAAGCAUGAAAUGGAAAGCGGUCGUACCAGCAGCGUGGGCAAUGACAUCCUGGGUUUUGAUCAGGAGGGUCAAGUUGUCAACAAACCCGACAGUCAUGGCGGAAGCCUGGACUGGACUAAGAUCUGCGAGAAAUCUUCUAAAGUCAUCACCUUUAUUGACCUCGCUGGCCACGAGAAGUACCUCAAAACGACUGUGUUUGGAAUGACUGGUCAUCUGCCGGACUUUUGCAUGCUGAUGAUUGGAAGCAAUGCAGGAAUUGUUGGUAUGACCAAAGAGCACCUUGGCUUGGCGUUAGCCCUCAAUGUUCCCGUCUUUGUGGUGGUCACAAAGAUUGACAUGUGUCCUGCUAAUAUUCUUCAAGAGACAUUGAAGCUCCUGCAGAAGAUCUUAAAGUCUCCGGGCUGCAGAAAAAUCCCUGUGCUAGUCCAGAACAAAGAUGAUGUCAUUGUCACGGCAUCUAACUUCAGUUCUGAGAGAAUAUGUCCGAUCUUCCAGAUCUCAAACGUUACAGGAGAGAACAUGGACCUACUCAAGAUGUUCCUGAAUCUGCUUUCCUCCAGAAGCUCAUUCAAAGACCACGAGCCUGCUGAGUUCCAGAUAGAUGAUACCUAUUCAGUACCAGGUGUAGGGACAGUAGUGUCUGGGACAACUCGUGGGCUGAUUCGGCUGAAUGACACCUUGCUUCUGGGACCGGACCCCUUGGGUGCUUUCCUCCCCAUUACUGUCAAAUCCAUUCAUCGCAAGAGGAUGCCUGUGAAAGAGGUUCGCGGUGGACAGACGGCUUCUUUUGCUCUAAAAAAGAUUAAGCGUUCAUCAAUAAGGAAGGGCAUGGUCAUGGUGUCCCCGAGGUUAAACCCACAGGCAUAUUGGGAGUUUGAAGCCGAGAUACUAGUUUUACAUCACCCGACAACUAUCUCCCCUAGAUAUCAAGCCAUGGUGCAUUGCGGCAGCAUCAGGCAGACAGCAACUAUCUUGUCUAUGACCAGCGAUUGCUUGCGCACAGGAGACAAAGCUACGGUACACUUCCGCUUCAUCAAAACUCCAGAGUACCUGCACAUAGACCAGAGGCUGGUCUUCAGAGAGGGUAGAACGAAGGCUGUAGGCACCAUCACCAAGUUGCUACUGUCAACAAAUAAUCAGCCGUCAAACUCCAAACCUCCGCAAAUCAAGAUGCAGUCCACAAAGAAGGCUCCAGCUAGGAGAGAGGAUGGAGUUCCGCAAACCAAUGAGGAGAUGGCAACGGCGAUAUCUCCAGCCACCCAGAACACCGCACCACAACAGACAGAGAUGGAGGAAGACCCUCAAAACAAAGAUAACAAGCCAAAGUCUGGAGGCAGAAGACGAGGAGGUCAGAGACAUAAAGGGAAACCUCAAAGCAACACCACAGUAACCCUCGCUGGUGCCGUCGGAGGCUGCUAAACCACUCCAGAGUUCCCCUCACAAGAAGCUGAACAGUCCAGUAUGCUCUGCGUUUUACUCUUGCCUUUAACCUGGCCGUAUGGAUCAUACCACUUCUAUGACAAGAGCGAGGAGACCACAGAACCAACAUGCACAUUUGUUAUGUGAAUUUUAACUUAUUAUAAGACUUGGGUGUUUUUAGACUGUAUAUACCAUAGAUAUUGAGAAUAUAGGACAGACAUACUGCAUGCUGGUUCUGUUUUAUGUCAAUUUAGAUGGGAUAAUAUUUACAUGCGACGUCAUGAAGAAAACCCUUUUCUUCUUACUGAGUAUAACAUUACGUGCUAAGUGACUGUCAUUCUUAUCAAUUUUAAGAUAUUCCUGUUAAAAAUCGUUUUGUUAAGCUUGGGCUAAACUUUACAUUACGUAGCUGAUUAUUUUGAAAUGACUCCUAACAGGAUUUAUGACAACCAUUUGUCAUUACUGAAUGAGUUUUUAUUCUGGACCACGAUGGUAAGAACGGAGUGUUUAGGCCUAUUACACACUGUGAUUGCAAAAGUUUGUUGGCAGCUAAUUUAAUGUGACAUGCAAAACGAAAAAGUAAGGAAUGUUCUCACUUAAUAUUGCAAGUUAUCACAAAUAUUUAAGUUUGUCAGGUUGAGUAGAAAGGCUACUGGUAGAGUUUACCCAGAUUCUGUAAACGUUAACUGUCAAGGUGUUUAAAUGAGCAGUUCAAGUUUACCCAGUGAAAAUUACAUGAAAUGGGAGAUGAAAUGUAGAUUUUUUUUGUAAGCCACAGAUUUAAUUAUAUAUAUAUAUAUAUAAGUGCCAGUAGUAAAAAAAGGUUUUGAAUGUGAAGUUAAAAAUGUUAUGCAUUUUAUCUUCUCUGAUUGAUAGUUCCUUCUUAAAAAAUACUUGCUGUAAAUUAUUUCCAUUGGUUUUUAGAGCCUGCAAAGCUUCAGUAACACACAUUGAGACACCCGGACCAUUAUCUCCGUUUACAUGUUGUGAAUUUAAUUUGCCACAACUAACAAUAAACUGAUGUUGACAAUUUCUA
Messenger RNA from Triplophysa dalaica, 3344 nucleotides. RefSeq names its product GTP binding protein 1 (gene gtpbp1). NCBI's taxonomy places the organism in Eukaryota, Metazoa, Chordata, Actinopteri, Cypriniformes, Nemacheilidae. Gene Ontology annotation, biological process: translational elongation. The record is from RefSeq and is a predicted model, not a curated record. Gene Ontology annotation, molecular function: translation elongation factor activity; GTP binding; GTPase activity.